Psilocybe cubensis is the source of this 504-nucleotide messenger RNA. RefSeq lists its product as uncharacterized. The transcript has a single exon. NCBI's taxonomy places the organism in Eukaryota, Fungi, Basidiomycota, Agaricomycetes, Agaricales, Agrocybaceae. The coding region runs from base 1 to 504 and encodes 167 amino acids. The record is from RefSeq and is a predicted model, not a curated record.
AUGAACCACAUUCAUGCAGCCACGCUCGUUCAAGGCCCAAACGACGUUUAUCUGACGUAUGCCAACUCUCGAGCACAACUCACGCUCGGAGAAGAAUGUACCUUCUCGGGAACCCCCGGCGCACCAACUUCCCCAACGCUGGCAAUAUGCACCAUCGUCGCGCAAGGAAGCACUGCAACUCAAACGGAGGCUGUAAGCUAUUUGCCGAUCCAGGGAGGGGGCGUCGUCGGGCCCCCGUCUUCUGGCUCGUCGAUUUCCAGUCCCAGUGCCCCAGGUUUCACAACGGGAAGCUCGACGAUGGUAAAAGGUACCGACGGCGAUGCUUCUUCUGGUACAGAUAUGGUAUCCGACUCUUCGGGCGCUGUUACCCCACCCCAGUCCGGGGCACUGCCGAGUGCGAGCUCGUCAGGCCUUCCCAGCUCUUCCAAUUACAAACCCGACAUGUCUCAUUGGCUUGUUCUUGUUGUCCUCACAGUGUUGCAUUUUCUCUGCGUUUCUUUAUAG